Molecule: messenger RNA, 510 nt
Organism: Brassicogethes aeneus
Lineage: Eukaryota; Metazoa; Arthropoda; Insecta; Coleoptera; Nitidulidae
Source: the annotation of a GenBank genome assembly
AUGGUUCUGUUAGACUCGUGCUGGUCCCCAUGUAUAUGGACAGACAACUUGAAAUCAGGAUGCAGGGCAAUUGCAUUUUACACAGUUGCAAUGAGCAUUGUUUUGUGCACAUUUAUAGUGUUUGACAUGUGUGGGGGUGAUUCCACACAACUAUACAACCCCUUGUUUGAAGCAGAUGUACGAUACUCGAUGCAAGUGGUUGGUUCACUAUUAAUUAUUUAUUUUAUAUUGCUAUCAGCAUUUGCAAUAUUACUAUGUUUUGGACUUGGUAAAAUGAAUAGAGGCAUGAUGCUCCCGUGGCUUAUUACAUUUGGAAUUGCUUGCUUAUUCCAGCUUAUAUUUGGACUGUGGCUUAUAGGUGGCUACUAUAUUUAUCUUGAUGCUGUUUUAUAUGCAUUCAUAGACUGGGGCUGGAUGGCAUACAAUAUUUAUUGUUGGCUUGUGGUCUACUCACAAUAUCAAGUCUUCACCAAAAUGCAGUCGCCCAAUAUUGAAUUAUUAUGGCCUUAA